AUGGCGAAUUGUUCAACAAACGUCAAGGAAGAGAUUUCUGCUGAUCCUGUGCCUAUCAAAGACGAUGCAGUUGGUAAUCUCUCCGGCUCUUCAAAAGCUUAUCCUACAGAAGUCAAGGAAGGGAAGUCCGACGAUCCUGUGCCUAUCAAAGACGAUGCAGCUGGAAAACCUAAUUCUACAGAAGUCAAGGAAGAGAAGUGA
This is a messenger RNA of Ilex paraguariensis (yerba mate), 201 nucleotides long. NCBI's taxonomy places the organism in Eukaryota, Viridiplantae, Streptophyta, Magnoliopsida, Aquifoliales, Aquifoliaceae. The record is from the annotation of a GenBank genome assembly.